Messenger RNA from Aureobasidium melanogenum CBS 110374, 1020 nucleotides. RefSeq names its product NAD(P)-binding protein. Lineage: Eukaryota; Fungi; Ascomycota; Dothideomycetes; Dothideales; Saccotheciaceae. Bases 1 to 1020 code for a protein of 339 amino acids. The record is from RefSeq and is a predicted model, not a curated record. The transcript is spliced from 2 exons. Gene Ontology annotation, molecular function: oxidoreductase activity.
AUGGCUUUCCCGACCACAUCAAGGGCCUUCCGCCGCACAUCUGAUGGCAAGAGUAUUGAGCUGAUCUCCGAACCCGUGCCCCAAAAGUUGCAGCCAACACAAGUCCUUCUCAAGAUCCUUGCUGUGUCACUGAACUUUCGGGAUGUGGGUAUGCUACACAAUCGUUAUCCGAUUCCUGUCAUUCCUCAUGGAGUCCCCUGCUCGGAUGCAUCAGCCACCAUCAUCGCAGUGGGUUCUUCGGUCGCAGAAUUCUCCCCAGGUGACUUUGUGGCUCCAACCUUCCGCGAGACGUGCUCAGGAGAGAUCAAAGCGCUCGGAGGCGACGUCGAUGGUGUGCUAAGAGAAUACGCCAUCUUCGACCAGUGCGACAUCACAAGGAUUCCGACCUACCUGGGCUAUGAAGAGGCGUCAACUAUUCCCUGUGCUGGUGUCACGGCAUGGACAGCUCUGGACUUUGAUAAGAAGAAACAAGGAAAAAGCGCCUUGAUGCAAGGAACGGGCGGUGUAAGCAUCUUCGCUACAUUGCUUUGUGUUGCUGCUAGUAUGGCCGCGAUCAUCACUUCUUCCUCCCAUGAGAAGUUGAAGAAGUGUCAAGACUUGGGUCAAGGCGUGCAGGGAAUUAACUAUCGGAUAAAUCAAGACUGGGAUCAAGAGACAAAGAAGUUGACGCAAGGAAAGGGUGUAGACGUUGUCAUCAACAAUGUUGGUGUCACCUCUAUGGAGCAGUGCUUCAAUGCUCUGGCGAGAUAUGGCACAAUCUCACUGGUCGGAUUCUUGGGCGGUGUCGAUGAAGCAAAAAUGCCAGAUUGUUUCACUCCCGUCCUGAUGAAAGCCGCAAAAGUACAGGGCAUAUUCGUCGGUACACGCGAAGAUCAACAAGAUCUUUGUGCGUUCCUAGAGGACAAAACAAUCGACCUCAAGCCUUUGGUAGACAGAGUGUUCAAGUUUGAGGAGUCAGCCGAUGCUUUUGAGUAUCUGUACUCUGGUGCUCAUACUGGCAAGGUUAUCGUCAAAAUCUGA